UGUGCACUUGUGCAAUAGAACAACCUUCCCACUUCCUUCUUUUCCUUCAACCAAGCUCUCCUCCCGGUGCACGUUGCUGAUCCCUCACCAAGCACCAAACACAUCAAUCAUCAGCAUGCCCGACGACUACGCCCCGCCUCCCGGCCCGCCGCCGUCGUACUCAAGUAGCGGCAGCGGCAGCGGCAGCAGCAAGCCGGUUGGCGAUGACUAUGCUCCUCCUCCGGGUCCUCCACCAUCUGCUUUCAAGAAGCUCGCCUCAAACAACCCCUUCAAUCCUUUCUCACACCGGAACAAGGCCGAGGAUGACUAUGCCCCGCCGCCGGGGCCUCCGCCGUCCGCCGGCAAGCAGCCCGAUCCACAGCACGACUGGCAGAUGGCCGUCCCGGACACGUCGCUCCUCCCGCCUCCGCCUGCUUUCUUCACCAGUUUUGAGUAUUCCCAGGUCAACAAUGCCUCCGGAGAGGAGUGUGCCCAGGGCGAACAAUGGUGCGCUCGCUACCCGCUGUAUCGGCCAGCGCCCCUCGACGGUGCUGCACAAGCCGCCCUCUCCAUGGGCAACAUCAACCUCUUUGCGCCUCCAGGUUUCCGGGGUUCCGUGACCAACGCCGGCGUCGGAAUAUGGCACGUCGAAACCCGUAGCAACGCGACAGACACCUGCCUCGCCACAUACCCACCACUGUACAGCCCGUCCCUCGGCCCAAGCGCUACUGGCGCCCGCAGGAGGAUAUACUACGAGGUCAACAUCGAUCCCAGGAACAAGCGUGAGGUCGAUCUAGCCAUAGGUUUCACGGCUCCGCCUUACCCGGUCUUCCGGCUUCCCGGCUGGCACCGUGGCAGUCUUGCCGUGCACGGCGAUGACGGCAGCCGGUUCAUCAACGACAAUCGCGGCGGUCAGGCAUUUGUGCAACCAUUCAAGCCCGGUGACACUGUUGGUUUGGGCAUGGAAUUCAGCCCUGGCGCCGGUGGCCAGGGCAUACAGGUCAUCAUCUUCUUCACGCGCAAUGGCCGGUUCGAGGACAAGUGGAACCUGUAUGAGGAGAGAGACACCGAGCAAGACGCACCGUUAGUCGGUCUGCAAGGCUAUCACGAUAUAUGCGCUGCUAUCGGCGUUUUCGAGGGGGUCAAGUUCGAUGCGGUCUUUGCGCCAGGCUUGUGGAAGUGGAAGGGUUUCCACACCGAAGUAUUGUAGUGGAUUGAAAGCGAAGUGACCGGUUCAGUGUGAGGACAUAAAUUGCUGGGUUGGAUGGUCUUCGAGCAGUAACAGAUAGAGGACAGGAUCGAUGCUGAGUAGUAUCUAUACACCAACCCUCAUAGAUCGCAUCGUGUGAUAGUCUGAACUACAAUUAGGCAAUGUCGUUCCGGCUCCCUAACUGGUCUCGUAACGUCAAUUUCGUCUCAUA
This is a messenger RNA of Microdochium trichocladiopsis, 1400 nucleotides long. RefSeq lists its product as uncharacterized. Bases 116 to 1189 code for a protein of 357 amino acids. The record is from RefSeq and is a predicted model, not a curated record. The transcript has a single exon. NCBI's taxonomy places the organism in Eukaryota, Fungi, Ascomycota, Sordariomycetes, Xylariales, Microdochiaceae. Gene Ontology annotation, molecular function: protein binding.